Molecule: messenger RNA, 2100 nt
Organism: Eurytemora carolleeae
Lineage: Eukaryota; Metazoa; Arthropoda; Copepoda; Calanoida; Temoridae
Exons: 13
Coding region: 154-1695 (513 amino acids)
Biological process (GO): SCF-dependent proteasomal ubiquitin-dependent protein catabolic process
Cellular component (GO): SCF ubiquitin ligase complex
Source: RefSeq, a predicted model, not a curated record
UGAAAACAUGAGAUCUUUAGAAGGUUUUCAGGAUGGAUUGUUACAACCUGAGAAUCUGUUUACUAUAUGUACAAAUACCAUCAUUAGAAAGCCCACCUCUCUUUGCAGGAAUACGUGGGAAGACAAAUUGGCGCAAAUUAAAACAAUUUUGUAAUGUUACUGGCUCCCCUUGUUCCUGUUUCCACACUUGAUAAUUCAGAUUUAAAGACUAGCUGCCAAUGGAAUAUCAUUACACAGGUAUGUCGACACUAUCUGUCCAGUCUACCAACCAACCUGAACACUGCUAUACUAGAUCAGGCCCAUGCAAUAUUUGACAACCAUUUUGAUGUGAAUAAAUUGCUUCUUGUGGUGCUCUCCACUUUGGGAAACUCUAAAACCGAAGUUUUGAAAACCCCUGUUUAUCUUUAUUCUAAUAAACCUGGAAGAAAAAGAUUGUUGGAAAAUCUAUUGGAUUCUGAUUGUGUUGAAGUGUACAAAGAGGCCCAUCUAGAUAUGUACAAUUUCUAUCACAGACCUGACUUGACUUUAUCCUGGAGGGAUGAUUUAGAAGACGAAUUUCAGCUUCUCAGGUUGAGUUUAUCUGACGAUGAGACUCUCCUUGUUCAUCAGUUUCUAGAGAGAAGCGUAAACCUGACAGUCCUCUCUAUACAUACUGUAGCAACCAAUCAGAUGCUCUCAAUUAUCAGUAAAAACUGCGAAAACCUGACCAAACUUGAUGUUUCUUUCUCUAAAAAUGUCUCGGAUGAUGGGAUGGCAAUCCUUGCCACCAGUAUUCCUCUGCAGUCCAGUCUAAAGAUUUUGAAAGCUGAAAACACAAUGAUAACCCAAAGCGGGGUAUUUAUUUUGCUGGAACAUCUAGAUCACUUAGAAUACCUGGAAUCAUCAGCUGUAGAGGACUACAUCUACUGUAUGCAGAAUUUCUUCUCAAAAUCCAAUGUUCUUGACGCUGCUCUGGUCCACAACACAAAUCAUUAUUUUAAAAUAAAAAAACUGAUGCUUAGUCUGAACAAGCACUACUCGGAUAAACUAAGCAUAUUUUAUGUUCUAACAAUGAUAUUUCCUAAUGUAUCAAACCUCAGCCUGCAUUCGGUUCACAGGAACGAGUUUGAGAAUAUUCAUAGUCUGUCCCAUCUGUCCCAGCUCAACAGUUUAAUGUUAGGAUCAACUCCUCUGCAAUGGCUGAUUCCUGUGUUUACUAAGAUUGGGCGAAAUCUAACAACAUUUUGUUAUAUUAAUUAUAACGCUCCCAACAUCGAUAUAAACUUUUCGAUCAUAUCUGAACUUUGUGAAAAUCUGGAAAAUGUCACAAUCAGUGGACACUCAUUAGUUCACAGCGACAUCUCUGAAAAUGCGCUAAAACAGCUGAAACAUGUGACAAUAAAUGCGCAUGCGCACAUACCGCGUGCCAUUUGGACCCAUCUUCUUUCUUCUUGUAUCAAUCUUAUCUCUUUGUCAUUGACUAAAUGUGAAAAUUUAAAUGAUAAAGCAUUGAACAAUGUUUUAAACAGAAACAGUGUCAACAAUUUGGAAAAGUUUAUUAUUAAAGGUUGUCAUAAAGAAGAUAUUGAGCUAAGUGAACAUUCUGUAGAACUACUUAAGCGAAGAUUUCCUGAAAUUAAAGAAAUUGGAGAUUUAUUCUCUUGGAGUUUAACUCCUAGAGAUUUUUCUGUUACCGAGAUAAGAAGACUGAUGUAAUUAAAAGCAGGGGCGUUACAGGUGACAUGGGUGGGAAUAUGAGGACUACACCCCCCUAUGCACCAUGUGACACUGCUUUUGUCUCCAUGAUGGGAGGGGGGGGGGNGUCAGACCCAUGUUUCAAAUAUGGUAACUUUACCAGCCCCCCCCCAUACUUAUAUGUACCCUCGUGAUAAAUGUUAUGUUUCAACUGUUACCUCUAUACAUUUUCUGAAUUUUAUGUACAACCAUGUAAACUAAAGAUCAUGAAUUGAUAAAAUAAAGUUUAACUGUUGAAAUUAAUUUGUUAACUUUUUAAAUUUUUUAAUCCCUUGUUCAUGUGCAAUCUGUUGUUGUAAACCAUUCAUAUAUAUCUAUUUAUAAAUUUGGCUUGUCUGUUUGUAUCCAAUAAACGUCAAAACGGCU